Messenger RNA from Lates calcarifer (barramundi perch), 1293 nucleotides. RefSeq names its product V-set and immunoglobulin domain containing 8a (gene vsig8a). Lineage: Eukaryota; Metazoa; Chordata; Actinopteri; Centropomidae. Bases 156 to 1133 code for a protein of 325 amino acids. The record is from RefSeq and is a predicted model, not a curated record. The transcript is spliced from 7 exons.
UGAUAAACAGGUUUAACAGGUGGAGCGGUCGUCCAACCAGACGGCUUUAUGGUAAUGAGGACUAAGUAAAGGAGGAGCUCCCUGUGAAGUAAGAGCACCAGCACACUGCUGCAGUAUUCCACUGCUAGACGUUUGGAUCUGCAUUCAGGACCACUAUGUUCAGACAAAGCUGCAGUCACUGGAGGUCAACGCUCUCCCUCAGCUGUCUGCCCUGGAUCUCGGGCUUCUUGUUGUGCACUGCUACACUCUUGAGCACAGAAUUCAGAUAUACACAAGGGAUGCAGGUGACAUCCACGGGCCCGCGAACCAUCCAGAAGGCAGAGGGAGAGAGUGUGACUUUGGGCUGCAGCUACACAGCAAGCCCCCUUGACACUGGAGAACUCGACAUUGAAUGGUCUGUGAUCAGUCCAGACACCACACAGAAAGAUCAGAUGCUAAUGACCUAUACCAGUGGCACUAAAUACGUCUAUGGUAACCACCCUCUUGCAAAUGGGCUCAGGUUUGCUGCCCCUGACCCCUCAAAGGGUGACGCUUCCCUCUCAAUCGCUGUGCUGUCACGUGCUCAUAGUGCUACCUAUCAGUGUAAAGUGAAGAAAGCACCUGGAGUGGACAUGCACAAGGUGUCGCUGGUCGUAAUGGUGAAGCCGUCUGUGCCUAAGUGCUGGGUGGAGGGAGGGGAACUGGUUGGUGAGGCUGUGGCUCUGCACUGCCACUCUGCAAGGGGCUCCACUCCCUUAACAUACACGUGGAGGAGGGAAAGCGCAGGCUCCAUCCCUGCCAUAGCCACACAGGACAGCGUGACCGGGGAGCUGAAAAUUAGCAACCACUCGCAGAGCUACGCAGGAAUCUACCUUUGUGAGGUGAACAACGUUGUUGGAGCUGAACACUGCAGGAUCAACCUGAAAGCCAACAAACCUCCAAACAGAGCAGCGGUGAUAGUUGGCACCAUUGUGGGCUCUCUGCUCCUUAUCCUCAUCCUGCUGGUCCUCAUUGGGCUUCUUUACUGGAAGCUAAGCAACAGACAUCACUAUGAGAAGGAGUUCUCCAAUGAGAUCAGGUACUGCACAGCACCACAGCUCCAGCAGAGACAGCAGAGCAGAUUUAAAGGUGUUGGCAGCUUGAUGGUUAGAUAACUGAGCUGCUGAAAGGAAAGAACAAAUCCACACAUAUUGUCGGGCAAGUUUUUCCCUGUCCUCAUUUAUCACCAAAAAGCCCCUAUGAGUAAGAAACUCCUGCCUCUGUUCAUGUUCAGUAGUUUUGUCAGCUCACAUUAAAGGAUAUGAACAUUCAGAU